AUGGACCAGCAACUCCGUGAGAUCGAGGGACUGCUGGAAACAAGUGCACAUCCAGUAUCUGAAGACGCUGCCACCAAAAUUAAAAAGUAUGUCAAGCUUGUGCUUCCACACGUUGCUCUUGUUGCCGUUGUUUGUUUAUACGCAGUGAUUGGAGCAUACAUUUUCUAUCGGUUGGAGUCACCAAACGAAGACAGAUUGAAAUCCGUUGGCAAAGCGCUGAUUACCGAUAUGAGGGGAAAUUUGGUAGCGAUGAUUAGAACGGGUCGAGGCAGCCGAGAAGAAUGGCGAGACUCGAUUGAGGGUGAACUAUAUCGAUUCAACGACAAGAUCUAUAGGGCAUUCAAGGAGCAGUACGUAAGGUAUGCUGACGUACGAGUAACUCCUUCUUAUCAAUGGUCGAUGAGGAAAGAGGACGGAGACAGAUCGAAGAGACAUAGGAAUACCAAACUGCGUGGUGAGAAAGGCGAGAAGAUGUGGACGGCUAGUAGUGCACUCUUCUUUGCAGCAACCACAAUGGCGACAAUUGGAUAUGGUAACAUCGUCCCUGCAACUUCUUCCGGUCGCAUAGCGUGUGUGGUAUUUGCGCUAUUCGGCGCACCACUUGCCAUCAUCACAAUUGGAGAUCUGGGAAAAUUCCUCUCCGAAUGCACCAUUUGGCUGUAUAAAGAAAUGAAGAAAGUGAGGGCGCUACUACGAGCCCGAUGGCGCCGAUUUCGAGGACUGAGCAAAGAGAACGACGCCGAAUCGCAGUCAUCCAGUGCGCACACGCUUGACUGGGAGGAUUUGGUGAUGGAUAAGACCGAAGUGCCUGUCUUUAUGGUCUUCACAAUAUUGCUGCUCUACAUUGCAUUUGGUGGAAUUCUGUUCUCGUUCCUCGAAGGUUGGACAUAUAUGGAUGCAUUCUAUUAUUCGUUCAUCUCUUUGACCACCAUAGGAUUCGGUGAUAUUGUACCCGAAAACCAUGACUACAUUGUGCUAAUGCUCGCCUACCUCGGUAUCGGUUUGGCCGUUACCACCAUGUGCAUCGAUCUUGUCGGCAUACAGUACAUCCAGAAGAUUCACUACUUUGGAAGAAAAUUCCGCGGUACUGAUCUACUACAUUUGUUAAAGCGAAAGCGAAUGAUCGAACGGCGAUUGGCAAUGGGACAAGGCGAAGAGAUUUUGCAGAUGUACAUUCAGCAAAUGCAAAACCAGUUGCCGGAUCCUGUUGUUGUCGAGCAACAAUGGGAAGAAGACAAAGCAUCAAGCCAUUUGGAAUGGCAAAUUGAUGACGCCUUGGUAAAUAGCCAGUAUAGUUAUGAUUAUCCGCUAGCAAUUCAUGUGCCUUCUCCAAGUGUACUUUCUAUUAGGAGUUAUCAUCCGCCCAGCGUAUACACUAGUUCAUCUGCCUCGGCAAGAUCACUCAUGCUCAAACAAUAUCGAAGUUCACGUGGUGAGUCGUGGGACGAAUCGGGUCCGUCCAUCUCCGAACAUUGCUCAUUGUCCACAGAACCAUCAGUUCAUAUCAGACAGGCUUACUGGGACAACUAUCAUUCUCCAAAUCCUUCACUUUCGUCGUUCGAAUACGAAGUUCCUUUGCCAAGUCCGGAUUAUGAGGGAAUCGCGCUCUCAGCUCGUCGUUCGCGAAGAUUACGUUCAUGUCCAUCCAACGUGACGAUACCAACGUCGCAGUCUGUAAGAAAUCGCAGUCUUCCGGACUCUGCUCGUCAGCAGCCCGACCUUUGCACGCCGCACGAUCCGCUUUUGUUAUCUCCCCCGCUUUCAUUUCGUAUUUCGGAACCUUUCAUGCUUUCUAAGCUUGCUGUUCUGUGCGAUUCGCCCCCGCCAGAUGUUCCAGUUGCUUUCGAAUCUCCGCCUGUACCCCUGUCCUCCUCUUACAAGACAGUGCAGCCGUUGGAGCUGUCCUAUCCCCACUGUUCAGUUCCCAGGAUUGUAAACGAGGUUGCGGUGCAUGGCAUACCUCGAUUGCAGCUGAGCGAUUCUUAUCCUUCGCCUUCGCCGAGGUCGUAUAACUCGACAUCGCGUUUCCGCUCGCCACUCUACACCAUAAGCGAGCGAAGGCAGUCACAUCUAGAAGAAUCCGAAGAUCCAGCGCCGCUGAUGAAACGCAAGAAGCAAAGACGAGAAGCCAAGAAGAACAAUCCGUUGCAUGAAGUUGACUGGUUGAACGUCAGUCCCCGGGUAUUACAGCUCGUCAAGGAAGACUUGCCAAAGCUGUUCGAGCAUGUGCGUAGCGGUUCAUCCAGCUCUUCCUCUAUAGUGCUUGUUAGCCCACGUACUCCCAUUGGACUAGCAUGCAUGGAAGAUUGGGAUUCUUACAUAAGAAUGCUUGAAGAGUAUAGCAAACCAUACGAACGCCUGGUCUACGAGCCGAUCACGUUGGAGACAAUGAAGACCUCAUCAGGAGACGUAGCGACGUCGCAACCGACUGCGGCGGCGACACCGUUAACGACAAAACCCAAAAUGGUUCCCACGAAGACUUCCGUACAGAAGUUGCAUUCUGCGGCAAUUAUUGCGCCAGCGGCCGGUGUUGCUGUGCGCAAACCAACUGAACUCAGUGUGACUAUGCUUCCGCCCGUGGCUCGCCCACCUCCACCAUCAUCACCUACUCCUCCACCAAAGGAUCCGACACCUCCUCCAGUGCCGACAACACUACAUAUUCCAUCAUCACCACCCCCAUCGCCAACUCCACCACAGUUACCCACCCCAGUGACACCAACCGCAUCUGCUCCAUGUCCGGAAGCGGUGCCUUGCACAUCCGGAAUCUCGACUCCUCCUCGAGAGCCUAGCCCUCCUCGAAUUCAUCUACCGACGAAGGUCCCAAUGCCAAGGAUGGCAGCGCCGAUUUUCGUGGAUGUACAAAGCGAGAUAGAGGUGCUUCCCGAAGAACACGAAUAUGUACCGGAGCAAAGUGGAACCAUGAGCACUUCAAGACCUGCCGUCGAAGAUUCGUCCUCCGAGGACGAAAAUGAUGGCAAUCACGACCUGGACUUGGGAGCUUUUGAGCUUGUUGACUCUGGCAUGACUGCCGAGUCAUUGCUCUCUACAGAGGAUCCCGUUAUCUUCCACAAAGAUCUUCCUGUUCAUUCUGUUCAUCACGAUACCGUGCAGACAGAAGCAGCUCUGGCUAACCUUAUGUCGGCUCCGUCAAGUAUGCUUACGGGAGCAAUACCUCCCACAAUGGUGGAAGACAAUUACUGCUUCGUUGUUGAUGGCGAGCGUGUUCGGAUGGGUGAUAUACUUGGUGAUGAUCAGUGGUGGCGGCAUACGUCACGACCAACCAAGUACUUCUACUCCGAGGACCUGAGGCAAUUCCAUCGUGUAAACUGCAUUGCCGUAAAAGGAAAGGUCAUCACGGCUAAAUUAGCUACCGGCGCAGUGCAGGUACAAGCGACAGCUUCGGCAGCAGCCGCUUCGUCCACCUCGACGCCGCGAUCUUCGGUGAGCGGAGCAUCAGCGCGAUCGCACAAUCGCGAUAACAAGGUUCCGCUGAGCCACGUCUACAAAGUGAUCCGCUUUUACUCCUUUUGGAAGACGUGCACAUCAUUCCAUCGCAUUGUGACGAUGAUCGACCGGGUCACUGAUGACCGGAACGUGAACCCGGAUUUCAAGAAGCGUCUUUUUGUCCAGUACUUGUGGCGAAACGCGAAGCCUGUGGAAAAGGCGAGGGUUCAAAAGGAGUUUGAUCCUCGACGGCAACGGCUUCUGCGAUUUGUCACCGAACCGGGCUCUAGGAAGAGAUUCGUAGAAGACGAUUCGUGCAUGUUUGCCGUAAUUCUCGAAGACGGAAAUGCUCCCAUCAUGCGCGCUCCGCUGUUAAGAAUGUCAAACUUCGACCGAGACGAAUCAGAAGAUUCUACUAUCGAUUUUCCUAUAGAAGUGAAUGCGAGUCCUGUAAGGCUAGGAAAAGAAGAUGACGAAGUCCUCUUUCAUUAUGGAGAUACCAGCGAGCCAAUUCCGGUAUUUUCUGUCGAUGAAAAACCACUAGAUGGGCCUUCCACUCUGACUAAUACUCUCACUUGCCCUAUCAAAUACAUAAGCAAGGUUCCCCCAUCACUUGUCAGUGAUAACCUUUGCUUUAUUUGUGACGGUGAUGAAGUGACUGUAGACGAUAUCUUGAUGGAAUCGCAGUGGUGGAAACAGACUAGUAAUAGCACAAGGUUCUACUCGUCAGACAAUCUGACCACUUUUCAUCAGGUGACGCUAUUAACCUGUCGAGGUGAAAUGCGAGGCGCCUACAGGUCACGAUCGCGAGGAGGAGGCAUUGCCAAGGUUUCUCUGCAUAAGGUCUUCCGAGUUUCCCGAUACUUCAGCUCUUGGAAGACUUGUCCUGGUUUUCAUCGCAUUGUGUCCGUCAUUAGCCCGGUGACUGAAGGAGGAGAAAAAAGCUACAACUUCAAGAAAAGAAUUUUCAUUCAAUAUUUUUGGCGAGACGAGAAGCCUCAAGAUCGUGCUAUAGUAACCAAGGAAUACAUCGACUUUCGAAUGAGACAAUCUGCAUCACCGCGAUCGAGUCUAGCACCACCAGCAACAUCUAUUGUGUCAAAAAGCUCAUAUCCAUGGCGAACGCACCGCGAUUCCUUGGGUAACGUUUCUCCCAACUCGAUUAGUCGCUCAAGAGCUUCGGUAAAGUUUCGAGCUAUUGCGAAGACACUGUCGCUGAGAGCAUGGAGCCGUCGUCAAAGCACUACCGCUUCAAUAAUGUCAAAUCACUUGAGGACAGAUAACAAAAGCGGACCAAGCAACAUCAGCUUCUCAUAACUUUGAGCUUCGUCAGACAUUGUGGAGAGCGUGUGAAGUUCAAAUAACGUUGCAUGCCG
Messenger RNA from Cylicocyclus nassatus, 4820 nucleotides. The record is from the annotation of a GenBank genome assembly. NCBI's taxonomy places the organism in Eukaryota, Metazoa, Nematoda, Chromadorea, Rhabditida, Strongylidae.